Aspergillus ruber CBS 135680 is the source of this 354-nucleotide messenger RNA. RefSeq lists its product as uncharacterized. The annotation marks the transcript as partial. NCBI's taxonomy places the organism in Eukaryota, Fungi, Ascomycota, Eurotiomycetes, Eurotiales, Aspergillaceae. The transcript is spliced from 3 exons. The record is from RefSeq and is a predicted model, not a curated record.
UUACUACUAUUUCUAUAUCCUAACAACAUGUCCGGCCCUGCAAAGAAAGAAUUCCUCUGCAUCUGCCCCGACAAGCCGGGUGUCAUCGAUAAGCGCUUGGAAGUCCGGGGAAACCACCUCGAAGGCGCCACGAAACUCGUCAGUGAGGGUUCUCUGGUUCUCGGAGUAGGAGCGAUGUUCAACGACUCGCACCCUAAGGAAGGCGAAACACCUUCGUUCAAGGGCAGUGCUAUGAUGCUGCUCGCUGAAAAUGAAGAGGAGGCAAGAAAACUGUUGGAGAACGAUGUUUACACGCGCAAUGGCGUGUGGGAUAUUGAGAAUGUGCAGAUUAUCCCGGUACGUCUUUUUCUCUGA